AUGGAUGAAACGGGCAUAAGUAUGUCGCAUAAGCCUGGAAAGGUAGUAGCACAGAAAGGCGUAAAGACUGUGCAGGGAAAAGCAGGGUCGAGAGAAACGAUCACAGUCAUUGCAUGUGUCAAUCCUGAAGGAUCAUCAACGCCCCCACAUUUCAUCAUUACAUGCAAAACCUGUAGAUCUUUACAAGGAUACGACAUAGAGGAAAUUUCAAAAGAAUCUGUGUUGCAUCAUAAUGACAAAAGGUAUGCUACAAAGAGCAUUUUGUCUUACGCCGAAACAGUUGCCAACAGAAACGACUCAGAUGACAUUCAAGGCACAAUGUUGAAGUCUUAUCUGAAUAUGCUUUCGGAGACAAUACUUGAAAAAAGAGUGGAAGAAAUUAUUGAGUUAGAUGUUCAUUUGGAGGACAAUCUUUUGACGGUUUUGGACCUAUUCCAGUCCGAGGCACGAAGAAGAUAUGCAUUCUUGGGUUUAGGGAAGGAAAUGCGCGAAAGGUGUAUUGAUGUUGCAUCCCUUGAAAACACAGUUCUAAGAUGCAUUGAAGAAGAUGUAAAAGUUCUCGACAUUGAUUUUCCGAAACAAACAGAAGUAGUUUAUGAUGAUACAACUUUCACCAAACCAUUUUGGAGGAAAUAUGAGUGCUCCAUCUUGGGAAAAUAUGGAACAUGCACCGUGUUGCUCCCGUCUAUGGACUGUGCUACUGAAGAUCCAUAUGACGAUUACAAAGAAAAUGCAGAUGAGAAAGAAACCAGGGAAACUCUGAAUGAAUUAGACAUACUUCUUAGUAUUCACUACAGAGGAUCUCAUGAAAACAUUAUUCACCUGAUGAUCCAUCAAUUGGUUCCGAGACCAGUUAUGUUUGUAACUGAGGGUAAGGGUGAAAACUUGUUGACAUACCUUCUGAGGCACAAUAAAAGAAAAAAACCAAUAAAAAGUGAAAUUUUACUGAACUUUCUCCUGGAUUGCAUAAAAGCAUUGCAGUUCCUGCACGACAAAGGAGUUGUUCACAGGGAUAUCAUCGCAAAAAGCUUUGAGGUUCACACAACAAACAACGCAAAGGAUCAAAUAUUGAAAUUGAGCUCAUUUAAAAUUGCCACCUUUCUGUGGGAAGAAGGUGACCAGCCCAGAAAAUAUAAAAUAGAUCCAAACUGUGACCAACUGCCUACACUAAGUUCGGCUCCGGAAAGUCAUCUGGAAGCAGUAUUUCAUGUCAAGUCAGAUAUUUGGCAACUAGGGAUGUUCGGUUUUGAACUUUUUAAUUAUGGAGCAUGGCCAUGUUUGAACGAGGAAGACAUAUCAUUAGAGCACGUAAUGGUUCACGUGACUAUAAAUAAACGGAAACCAACCCAAACAAAACAAAUGCCAGACCAGGUCAACAAAAUACUUCUAGACGCCUUAGAGAAUGAGCCGAACGACAGACUUGAUCUUAGCAGUAUCGAGGAACGUAUUUGCGACUUUUUGCAGGAAGUUUCUAAACGCAGAGUUCAGCCUUACAGUAAGAAAUCCAAGGAAACGUUUUAG
Ostrea edulis (European flat oyster) is the source of this 1521-nucleotide messenger RNA. Its product is annotated as probable myosin light chain kinase DDB_G0284661. Gene Ontology annotation, molecular function: ATP binding; protein tyrosine kinase activity. The transcript has 6 exons. The record is from RefSeq and is a predicted model, not a curated record. Lineage: Eukaryota; Metazoa; Mollusca; Bivalvia; Ostreida; Ostreidae. Gene Ontology annotation, biological process: protein phosphorylation. The coding region runs from base 1 to 1521 and encodes 506 amino acids.